Messenger RNA from Ceratitis capitata (Mediterranean fruit fly), 875 nucleotides. RefSeq lists its product as uncharacterized. The transcript has a single exon. Gene Ontology annotation, molecular function: oxidoreductase activity. The coding region runs from base 48 to 815 and encodes 255 amino acids. The record is from RefSeq and is a predicted model, not a curated record. NCBI's taxonomy places the organism in Eukaryota, Metazoa, Arthropoda, Insecta, Diptera, Tephritidae.
CCAAAGGCCUUUAGUUUAUACGUCGCCGUGAAUUAGAACAGUUCGCAAUGAGUUUAGCCGGUAAAGUUGUAAUUGUAACCGGAGCAAGUUCGGGUAUUGGUGCUGUAACUGCGGAGGCCUUUGCCAAACUCGGUGCUAAAGUAGCAUUGGUAGGACGAAAUGCGGAAAAUCUAAAAGCCACUGAAGUAUCCUGCAAGGCAGCCAACAACAAAGUUGAAUUACUACCCAUCAUUGCUGACGUCACUGUGGAUGCAGAACGUAUUGUAAAAACUGCUGUUGAUAAGUUUGGCAAAUUGGAUGUUUUAGUUAAUAAUGCCGGUGCCGGUGCAUCUGGUCAUAUUUUGGAUAUUGACGUUGAUCAAUUCGAUCGUGUAAUGAAUACAAACGUACGUUCGGUUUUCCUUCUAACCAAAUACGCCGCGCCACAUCUCAUCAAGACACAAGGUAGUAUUGUGAAUGUCUCCAGUGUCGCUGGAUUACGUUCAUUCCCUGCUGUUUCGGUCUAUUGCACUUCCAAGGCUGCUAUUGAUCAGUUCACACGUUGUAUUGCCUUGGACUUGGCGCCGCAUAAAGUGCGCGUGAACGCUGUGAAUCCUGGUGUUAUCGUCACUGAAUUCCACAAACGUGUCGGCAUGUCAGAGGAGCAGUAUGCUGAAUAUUUGGCGCGUUGUAAGGAAACUCACGCACUCGGCCGUGUUGGUGAGGCGAAGGAAGUGGCCGACACCAUUAUUUUCUUGGCCAGCGAUAAGUCCAGUUUUAUAACGGGCGCAACACUGCCCGUUGAUGGUGGCAAACAUGCUAUGUGUCCGCGUUAAACAUAAAUGGAAUUACAGAUUUUGUAAAUUGACGUCAAUAAAAUUUUACUGUGAUUAUAA